AGUGAACAGAGGAGAAAUUUCAGAAGAACUUCCACCCAAUUCCUCAGACACUUACCGAGCAUCUACCUUGGAGCCAAGCAUAGUUCUAAGCUCAGCUCUGAACGGACUUUUUGGAAAGUGGAGAAGAAAACCAAGUCAGCUUUUGUGGGGUGUUCGACAACCGAAUAAAUGCAGUUUCUCAACAUCAAGGAGGACUGCAAUGCCAUGGCUUUCUGUGCUAAAAUGAGGAGCUCCAAGAAGACAGAGGUGAACCUGGAGGCCCCGCAGCCCGGGGUGGCGGUGAUCUUCUACCUGCCUGACAGGGAGCCGCUCCGGCUGGGCAGCGGAGAGUACACGGCGGAGGAGCUGUGCAUCCGGGCUGCACAAGAGUGCCGUAUUUCUCCUCUGUGUUACAACCUCUUUGCCCUGUACGAUGAGAACACCAAGCUGUGGUACGCUCCGAACCGCACCAUCACUGUGGAUGACAAGACGUCCCUGCGGCUCCACUACCGGAUGAGGUUCUAUUUCACCAACUGGCAUGGGACCAACGACAAUGAGCAGUCAGUGUGGCGACAUUCUCCAAAGAAGCAGAAAAAUGGCUAUGAGAGAAAAAAAGUCCCGGAUGCUACCCCUCUCCUUGAUGCCAGUUCACUGGAGUAUCUGUUUGCUCAGGGACAGUACGAUUUGGUCAAAUGCCUGGCUCCCAUCCGGGACCCCCAGACAGAGCAGGAUGGGCAUGACAUCGAGAACGAGUGUCUGGGAAUGGCAGUCCUGGCCAUCUCACACUAUGCCAUGAUGAAGAAGAUGCAGUUGCCAGAGCUUCCCAGGGACAUCAGCUACAAGCGAUAUAUUCCAGAAACACUGAAUAAGUCCAUCCGACAGAGGAAUGUCCUUACCAGGUUGCGAAUCAACAACGUUUUCAAGGAUUUCCUAAAGGAAUUUAACAACAAGACCAUCUGCGACAGCAGCGUGUCCACGCACGACCUGAAGGUGAAAUACUUGGCGACGUUGGAGACGUUGACGAAGCAUUACGGUGCUGAGCUCUUUGAGACCGCCAUGCUACUGAUCUCAUCAGAAAAUGAGGUGAUGAAUCGGUUUCAUUCCAACGACAGUGGAAACUUUCUCUGCUAUGAAGUGAUGGUGACUGGAAACCUCGGGAUCCAGUGGCGGCAGAAGCCAAUCGUUCUUCCUGUUGAGAAGGAAAAAAACAAGCUGAAGCGGAAAAAACUGGAUCACAAAUACAAGAAGGAUGAGGAGAAAAAUAAAAUCCGGGACGAGUGGAACAAUUUUUCUUACUUUCCUGAAAUUACUCACAUUGUAAUAAAAGAGUCUGCGGUCAGCAUUAACAAGCAGGACAACAAAAAGAUGGAACUGAAGCUCUCUUCCCACGAGGAGGCCUUGUCCUUUGUGUCUCUGGUCGACGGCUACUUCCGGCUCACAGCAGAUGCUCAUCAUUACCUCUGCACCGAUGUGGCUCCCCCGUUGAUCGUCCACAACAUACAGAACGGGUGUCACGGCCCAAUCAGCACAGAAUACGCCAUCAACAAAUUGCGGCAAGAAGGAAGCGAGGAGGGCAUGUACGUGCUGAGGUGGAGCUGCACCGACUUCGACAACAUCCUCAUGACCGUCACCUGCUUUGAAAAGUCUGAGCAGGUGCUGGGCGGCCAGAAGCAGUUCAAGAACUUCCAGAUCGAGGUGCAGAAGGGGCAGUACAGCCUGCACGGCUCGGCGCACAGCUUCCCCAGCCUGGGGGAGCUCAUGGGCCACCUCAAGAAGCAGAUCCUGCGCACGGACAACAUCAGCUUCGUGCUGAAGCGCUGCUGCCAGCCCAAGCCCCGAGAAAUCUCAAAUCUGCUGGUGGCUACCAAGAAGGCUCAGGAGUGGCAGCCCGUCUACCCCAUGAGCCAACUGAGUUUCGACCGGAUCCUCAAGAAAGAUAUUAUACAAGGUGAGCACCUCGGGAGAGGCACACGGACACACAUUUACUCAGGGACCCUGCUGGAUUACAAGGAUGAGGAGGGGAUUUCCGAAGAGAAGAGAAUCAAAGUGAUCCUCAAAGUCUUGGACCCCAGCCACAGGGACAUUUCUCUGGCCUUCUUCGAGGCAGCCAGCAUGAUGAGACAGGUCUCCCACAAGCACAUCGUGUACCUCUAUGGCGUCUGUGUCCGAGAUGUGGAGAAUAUCAUGGUGGAAGAGUUUGUGGAGGGGGGACCCCUGGAUCUCUUCAUGCACCGGAAAAGUGAUGCCCUCACCACACCAUGGAAGUUCAAAGUUGCCAAACAGCUAGCCAGCGCCCUGAGUUACUUGGAGGAUAAAGACCUGGUCCAUGGAAACGUGUGCACGAAAAACCUGCUCCUGGCCCGUGAAGGCAUCGACAGCGAGUACGGUCCAUUCAUCAAGCUCAGUGACCCCGGCAUCCCCAUCACUGUCCUGACCCGGCAAGAGUGCAUAGAACGAAUCCCGUGGAUUGCGCCCGAGUGUGUUGAAGACUCCAAGAACCUGAGCGUGGCCGCUGACAAGUGGAGCUUCGGAACCACCCUGUGGGAAAUCUGCUACAACGGCGAGAUCCCCCUGAAAGACAAGACGCUGAUUGAGAAAGAGCGAUUCUACGAGAGCCGGUGCAGACCAGUGACCCCAUCCUGCAAGGAGCUGGCCGACCUGAUGACGCGCUGCAUGAACUACGACCCCAGCCAGAGACCGUUCUUCCGAGCCAUCAUGAGAGACAUUAACAAGCUUGAGGAGCAGAAUCCAGACAUUGUUUCAGAACGAAAACCAGCAACUGAAGUGGAUCCCACACAUUUUGAAAAGCGAUUCCUAAAGCGGAUCCGUGACUUGGGAGAGGGCCACUUCGGGAAGGUUGAGCUCUGCAGGUAUGACCCCGAGGGGGACAAUACUGGAGAGCAGGUGGCUGUCAAAUCCCUGAAGCCCGAGAGUGGAGGCAACCACAUUGCUGACCUAAAGAAAGAAAUUGAAAUCUUAAGGAACCUCUACCAUGAGAACAUCGUGAAGUACAAAGGCAUCUGCACAGAAGACGGAGGAAACGGUAUUAAGCUCAUCAUGGAAUUUCUGCCAUCUGGAAGCCUUAAGGAGUAUCUUCCCAAGAAUAAGAACAAAAUCAACCUUAAACAGCAGCUAAAAUAUGCUGUGCAGAUUUGCAAGGGGAUGGACUACCUGGGUUCCCGCCAGUAUGUGCACCGGGAUUUAGCGGCAAGAAAUGUCCUUGUUGAGAGUGAGCACCAAGUGAAGAUCGGAGACUUUGGUUUGACCAAAGCAAUAGAAACUGACAAGGAGUACUACACGGUCAAGGAUGAUCGGGACAGCCCCGUGUUUUGGUAUGCUCCAGAAUGUUUAAUUCAGUGUAAAUUUUACAUCGCCUCUGACGUCUGGUCCUUCGGCGUGACCCUGCACGAGCUGCUGACGUACUGUGACUCGGACUCCAGUCCCAUGGCGUUGUUCCUGAAAAUGAUCGGCCCAACUCACGGCCAGAUGACUGUAACGAGACUUGUGAAUACAUUGAAAGAAGGAAAACGUCUGCCGUGCCCACCGAACUGCCCAGAUCAGGUUUAUCAGCUGAUGAGGAAAUGCUGGGAAUUCCAGCCAUCCAGUCGGACAACCUUUCAGAACCUUAUUGAAGGAUUUGAAGCACUUUUAAAACAGGAAGCAUGAAUAGCAUUCACAUUUGUUUAUUGAGGUCCGCAUGUCCCGUCCUCCCCACUCUCCGCGCCCCACCCCCCCAAACACACACGACAUUUAAAGAAAAGGGGGGGGGGGACGACGACAUUUGUUUGGUUUACAAACUCAACAAAGACAUGAGUGUGUGUCCAUUAGAAAAAGGGCAGUGUGGUGCUUACUGUGCGAAAAGCCUGCCCCUCGAAAUUUGGCCCCAAGUACUUCGUGGAAAGUGACAGCUGAAAUACUAGCAAGCGCUUCAGCACGCCUCCAUUCAGAAGGAACGCGUGACCGGUGCAUGUGGCAGUUCACCGUCGCCCAGUCACCUAACCAAAUGGGAGUUGUGGCUCCCUCCCAAAGAGGGCUCUGACCAAAACAGUGUCUCAGAAUGCUUGUCUUUCCCCAGCUGCCAGGUGAUCGGAAAUGUUUUUCUGGUACAUCACAUUCAAGCCAGAGAUUGAUAGACUUAGCUGGUACUCUCACUGCGUCAUCCAGUUUCAGCAUCUGUACGGUGACAGACGAAGCAUUCUUGAAAUACUAGACACCAGUUAGCAUAUUACUGUUUCUAUACCCAGACGAGUGUAUCCCUGCCACCAGUAGGACUUAAACUUUGAAGUGUUUCUCCAGUGGCUUAGCUCCUGCCCGCCUGGGUGACUCACGGUACCCAUUUCUGAGAAAACUGUUCUUUCCCACCAGGGGACAGCUGUGGAAUAGACACUGUGCUGCAUGACAUGAAUUUCUGAGAUCUAAGCCUAUGCCCGAGCUUUCCUAACCCAGAUCCCUUUUAUCUGGACUGAUCCCGGAACCCGGAUGCUCUUGUACAGGCUCUGAAGAAAUGCCAGUGCGUGUGCUUUCACAGCUCUGCUGGAUGCUGUCUGCAGCCCGCCAGAACGUAGACCUUGUCUGCUGCACUGUUCUUGGAGUAUUUCAAAACAUACCUUCCAUCUAAUAAGACUGGAUUGCUAUUUUGACCAUCACCCUAGGACACAAAACUUGAAAGUAAAGGCCCUGCUGGAAGCACUGUAGGGUCAGGAGCCAAAAAACAACUUUUGUGGUUAGCUAGGGAAAUCGUAAGUGGUUAGUUUCUGAUUCAACGUGAACCAUACAGAUCUUGAUGACCAAGAGCCGUAAAAACCUGCUGUUAAUGCUGUCUAGGUCUGCUCAGUGUGACCACUUCUCCCCUUCAGCCUGGAAGAGUUGUCCGACUGGAUUCAAUGACAGCCGCCACGUAAGCUUUUUUGAUAACCCUGCCCCACCAAGGUCUCUGUUUAUGUCAAUCCUGUGGCCACUCUAGAUGCACUUUGUUUACUCUUUAUACAAAUAAAUAUACUAAAGACUUCA
Molecule: messenger RNA, 4989 nt
Organism: Echinops telfairi (small Madagascar hedgehog)
Lineage: Eukaryota; Metazoa; Chordata; Mammalia; Afrosoricida; Tenrecidae
Gene: JAK1
Product: Janus kinase 1
Exons: 25
Coding region: 169-3645 (1158 amino acids)
Biological process (GO): cytokine-mediated signaling pathway; hemopoiesis; tyrosine phosphorylation of STAT protein
Cellular component (GO): membrane; cytoskeleton; cytosol
Molecular function (GO): non-membrane spanning protein tyrosine kinase activity; cytokine receptor binding; ATP binding
Source: RefSeq, a predicted model, not a curated record